AAUCUAAACAACAGCUUCAGUUGGAUUUUUUUUUUCUCGUAAUCAUUUAUAACACCGAUUUGGGGUUUACACCACUCAUACUUAUCUCACUACCCACUUCCGCCAUUACCCAAACUGGACGAUGGCUUCUUCUGCUACAAUGGCCCUGAGUAAUAAGUUAAUCGUGACUGCAAGUAAUGGUGAUUAUAAGGUAUGGGAGGAUCCAUCGUUCAUUAAAUGGAGGAAGAGGGAUUCUCAUGUUUCGCUUCAUUGCCAUGAUUCCGUAGAAGGUUCUCUAAGAUACUGGUAUGAACGAAACAAAGUGGAUGUUCUUGUAUCAAAAUCAUCAGUUUGGGAUGAUGAUGCUGUUUCGGGAUCAAUUGAAUGCGCCAAGUAUUGGGUUCAAGAUUUGCCUUUUGUUAAGUCGUUAUCUGGUUAUUGGAAGUUCUUCCUUGCUCAAAGUCCUACCACUGCUCCUUCAAAUUUUCAUGAUACAGUGUUUCAAGAUUCUACAUGGGAUACAAUACCAGUUCCAUCGAAUUGGCAAAUGCAUGGGUUUGAUAGGCCCAUAUAUACAAACAUAAUAUAUCCAUUUCCACUUGAUCCACCCCAUGUUCCUGAGGACAAUCCCACUGGAUGUUACAGGACAUAUUUUCAACUCCCUAAAGAAUGGGAAGGUAGACGGAUAUUAUUGCACUUUGAAGCGGUUGAUUCUGCUUUCCAUGUUUGGGUCAAUGGAUCUCUUGUUGGAUACAGCCAGGAUAGUAGACUACCUGCUGAAUUUGAAAUAACCGAGUUUUGUCAUGAGUGUGGAUCUGACAAGAAGAAUGUUGUAGCUGUAAAAGUAUAUAGAUGGAGUGAUGGUUCUUAUCUUGAAGAUCAAGAUCAUUGGUGGUUGUCUGGCAUCCAUAGAGAUGUUCUCCUUUUAUCCAAACCAAAGGUAUUCAUUGCAGAUUAUUUCUUUAGAUCAAGUUUAGCCGAAAGUUCUACCUAUGCAGAUUUAGAGGUUGAAGUAAUACUUGAUAAGUCUACGAAGAUCAAUGACAUUACAGAUAUCAAAAUUGAAGCCACGCUGUUUGAUAUAAAUACCAAUGAGGGUACUAAUCUGCUAUCGACUAAUGUGGCCAGUUUGGAGCUUCAGCAGCCCCCUCAUUUUCCUUUAGGGUUUCAUGGGUAUCGAUUAGAAGGAAAACUGAAAAAUCCCAAGCUUUGGUCUGCAGAACAACCAAAUCUGUAUACUUUAGUUGUCACCAUGAAAGAUGCAUCAGGCAAUAUUAUCGACUGUGAAUCAUGUCAAGUAGGCAUAAGACAAAUUUCAAAAGCUCCAAAACAGUUGCUUGUUAAUGGGCAUCCAGUUGUAAUAAGAGGUGUAAACAGACAUGAACACCAUCCACGUAUAGGAAAGACAAACAUUGAAUCUUGCAUGGUUAAGGACUUGGUUUUAAUGAAAGAACAUAAUAUCAAUGCUGUUAGAAACAGCCAUUAUCCUCAACAUCAAAGAUGGUAUGAAUUAUGCGAUUUGUUUGGAAUGUACAUGAUAGAUGAGGCCAAUAUUGAGACACACGGUUUUGAUCUUUCUCGGGAUUUCAAGCAUCCAUCACAGGAACCGAGUUGGGCUAUAUCUAUGUUGGAUCGUGUUAUUGGCAUGGUGGAAAGAGACAAAAACCAUGCAUGCAUAAUUUCUUGGUCUUUAGGAAAUGAAGCAAGCUAUGGACCUAAUCAUGCUGCUCUUGCUGGGUGGAUUCGUGGAAAGGAUCCAUCAAGAGUUGUACACUAUGAAGGUGGAGGAUCGAGGACCUCAUCAACAGACAUUGUAUGUCCUAUGUACAUGCGUAUUUGGGAUUGUGUUAAGAUAGCUAAAGAUCCAAAUGAAACAAGGCCUCUUAUAUUGUGCGAGUAUUCACAUGCCAUGGGUAAUAGCAAUGGAAACAUUCAUGAAUAUUGGGAAGCAAUCGAUAGCACAUUUGGUCUACAAGGAGGGUUUAUUUGGGAUUGGGUUGACCAGGGGUUACUCAAGGAAAAUGCAAAUGGUAGCAAAUACUGGGCAUAUGGAGGUGACUUUGGAGAUACACCAAAUGACUUAAAUUUCUGCUUAAAUGGUCUCAUAUGGCCUGAUCGGACUCCUCAUCCUGCUCUAAAUGAGGUCAAGUAUUGCUAUCAACCAAUUAAAAUUUCAUUCACCAAUGGCGUAAUUAAGAUUACAAACACCAAUUUCUAUCAAACAACAGAAGAUCUAGAGUUUAAUUGGGUGAUUGAAGGUGAUGGAUGUAAACUUGAUUCUGGAAUUCUGAGUCUACCAACAUUAGAUCCCCAAAGUAGUUAUGAUAUCAAAUGGGAAUCGGGCCCAUGGUAUUCAUCAUGGACUUCAUCCUCUUCUUCCGAAACCUUUUUGACUAUAACUGCAAAGCUUUUGCAUCCCACACGGUGGCUUCAAUCUGGUCAUGUUGUGUCAUCUCAACAAUUUGAGUUGCCUAUGAAGAAAAAUUCCAUCUCCCAUGUCCCAAAGACAAAAGAAAUCACAUUGAAUUGGGAAACCGUAGACCACAAACUUAUCAUCCGCCAAAACGUCUCAGAAAUAACUUUCAACACUCAGUCUGGUGCAAUAGAGAGCUGGAAGGUUGAAGGAGUUCCAGUGUUGCUUAAAGGCAUAACACCAUGCUUCUGGCGUGCUCCCACAGACAAUGACAAAGGAGGAGAAGCCAAUAGUUAUUUCUCUAAAUGGAAAGCGGCUAAUUUGGAUAAAAUAUGUUUCAAUAAAGAAAACUCAAGUGUUGUUACAAAGAUCUCAGAUCAUCUUCUUGAAGUAAACAUUGUGUAUCAUGGUGAUACUCCGGAAGGAUCAUCAUCAUCAAACAAUCUUUUCAAAGUUGACAUGAAAUACUCGUUCCAUGGUUCAGGAGACGUUGUGUUGUUUUGCAAUGUAAAACCCCGAUCAGAUCUUCCACCUUUGCCACGUGUUGGUGUGGAAUUCCAUUUGGAGAAAUCGAUGAAUAAUGUUAAAUGGUACGGGAGGGGACCGUUUGAAUGUUAUCCGGAUCGUAAGGCGGCUGCUCAUGUAGGGUUAUAUGAGAAGAAAGUUGAUGAAAUGCAUGUUCCUUAUAUAGUUCCUGGAGAAUGCUCAGGUCGAGCAGAUGUUAGAUGGGUCACUUUCCAAAACGAUAAAGGUUCCGGAAUCUAUGCUUCUAUUUAUGGCAACUCUUCUUCACCAAUGCAAUUGAAUGCAAGUUAUUAUAGCACAAAGGAGCUUGAUCGUGCAACACACAAUGAGGAACUUGUUAAGGGAGAUGACAUUGAGGUGCAUCUUGACCACAAGCAUAUGGGUAUAGGUGGUGAUGACAGCUGGUCCCCUUGUGUUCAUGACAAGUACAUGCUUCCUCCUUUGCCUUGCGCUUUUUCCAUCAGGUUUUUUCCAAUAACUGCUGCAACCUCUCCCCAUGAUAUCUAUAUGCCCAGGAAUUGAGAUGGUCAACAAGUCAACUCUCUGUUUGUUUUAGUAUAGCUUUGGUUAAAUAACAGAUGAUGGUUU
Lactuca virosa is the source of this 3505-nucleotide messenger RNA. NCBI's taxonomy places the organism in Eukaryota, Viridiplantae, Streptophyta, Magnoliopsida, Asterales, Asteraceae. The record is from the annotation of a GenBank genome assembly.